Messenger RNA from Cladocopium goreaui, 3096 nucleotides. Lineage: Eukaryota; Dinophyceae; Suessiales; Symbiodiniaceae. The record is from the annotation of a GenBank genome assembly.
AUGGUAGAGCGACUGCAUGCCGUGGUGCCCGAGUUCAGGGGCAGCCCAGUGGGGCGCCCAGGUACCUUAACCGAGGAGCGGCGAGCUCAGCUGCUUUUGGUGUAUUUUACGCCUUGGGUUUUGGAUGAAAGUAUGGCGCGCCCACCGUUUGUGGUGCAUGCCAGGAAUUUGCAGGCAAUAGACGGUACUGGGAAGAAGUCGUGGCAAGAAGGCUUGAAAAGGUACCUGGCAAGAGGAUGUUUGAGUGAGGAAAUUCGUCAGAUGAUGCAGAAUUUCAUGCUGACCUUCAUGGUGCGAUACCCGACGGCAGCAGGGGAAGAGGAAAGUGAGGAGGGGGAAGAGGACGUUGAACUGCACCCGUCGGGUCCUCAGAUUCUGGCUGUGUGCGUGAGUUGGAGCGAGGCUGUCCUGGAGAUGGUCAUGCCAACAAAGAUAGGGGGAGAUCGGCGCCAGAGAGCAGGAUUGACCCAUUUUGAGAAUUCAACACAUGCGUUUGAGUGCGUUCACAUGCUAUGGCCAGAGUGCGAGAAAGUUUUCGUGGGGCAUGACAGCGUAAAGCAGCAUCGUUGGAAAGAUUGCAAUGCUUGGCUGAACAGUGUGAAGCAGCAUGGAAAAAAGAAGAGAAAGCGGGAUGCAGGGCAACGGCGUGGCGAAGUGGAAGGAGCAGCAAGGUGCAAGGAGGCAGUGUUGGUGGAGGAAGCGUGGGCCUGGUUGGAGCAGAACACUGCGCACUUGAACGCGCAGCAGCGGCUUGUGCUGCAAAAGCAUGUGGACCGUGCCGUGGAGGAGGCGCAGGAGGAGAGGUGCUUGGAGAAAAGCAAGGGGCAGCCCUUGAUGCUGCUCGUUCAUGGUGGCCCAGGGACAGGCAAGUCGGCAGUAAUUUUCGCCUUGAAAAAGUUCUAUGUGGAGGUAAUGAAGUAUGAAGUUGGGCAGGAGCUCUUGGUUGCGUCGCUGCAGGCGUCAGUAGCUGCAAUGCUGGGAGGUGAAACUUUACACCACGUUGCCGGCAUUAAUCCAUUUCAGUCCCAAGGGUCAGCCCCAGAAACAAGCCAUGAGGUGCAGCAGAAAGAGUCGAGCAAGAGGCUGGCAUUUGCGCGGCAUUUGCUUAUAGAUGAAGUGUUCAUGCUUUCUGCGGGCUUCUUUGCAGAAGCAGAGAACCACAUUCGAUCAAAAGUGCCACAGAACGGCUUCUACCGAAAUGCAAUGGACGGUACCAUGCGCCCGUGGGGCGGAUUGAACUUGACGCUCUUUGGGGAUAUUCGGCAAAUAGAUCCACCGGAAGGCAUUGCGCUCCACACCCCACCCCCAUCGUUGUUGACUCGGCCGAAGCCUGCGGCGUUGCCGCCUCUUGCGAUCCAAGGUCUGGAGUUGUUGUGGGGGCAAGGAGUUGAGCUGAUAGAAUUUGACGAGGUCUACAGAUGCAAGGAUGAGUGGUGGCAGCAGGUGUUGACCGAGUUCCGCACCAUGGCCCUGACGGCGGAUACGCAUGCGUUCUUGCAUGGCUUGGAAACGACAGUGCCUGGAUCAUAUUUGAAGGGGCACGUGCGGUGUGGACGUGAAGAUUGCAAGAAGCUUGAGGCUAGUUGGAAGAUUUUGCGUGAAAAGGGAGCAACGUGGAAGCAUUGCCAAGGUAUGGAGUGCAAAGAGUGUGCAAGCGAACGGAAAAGUCGGUGCCGAGUCCUGCUGGAGAACACCCCUGGGGCGUAUGCCUUGGGGGAGGCUUGGAUGCACGCAGGAGCGAAGAUAGCAGUUUUCAAGGAUGCACCGUGCAUUGUACCGAACAAUGACACGCGCACCGAAAUCAACAAGGCUCGCAGUCGGCGAUUCGCGGCGGAGAGAGGGCAACAGCUGCAAUGGUGCAUGGCUGAGGAUGUGAUUUCGGUGAGAGCACUGAACAUUGAGCCGGAUCUAGCCAGGCGAAAGGUGGAGUUCUUGCGUCGAACUGACAAAUCAUGUGGAGACUUGUCAGGCAUUGUGCCCUUGGCGAGGCAGAUGCCCAUGUUCCUGACGCAGCACAUUGACAGAGACCCAGAGAGGAACCUGCUGAAAGGAAGGCGUUGCAUAAUAGAAGAUUGGGUCUUGGAUGAGCUGGAAGUUGAAGGCGACAAGGACGCCAGAGAAGUGGUGCUGACACGUCCGCCGGUUUGUGUGAUAGUUUCCUUUCCAGGGGCAACGUGGCAGCUGCCUGGCAUGGCGCCUGGGAUGUAUCCAAUCCAGGUGUGCAAAAAGGAUUGGUAUGUUGAUCAGAAGCAGAGGUAUCCCAAGCUCCGAGUUACUCGCAAGCAGUUGCCAUUGUGCCCAGGAUUUGCGGGCACAGCAAACUUUGCGCAGGGUCAGAAUUUAGGUAAGGUUUUCGCAGAUGUCAGCAUUGCUGAUGGGACGUCGGGGCAGACUUGUUACGUGGCCCUAUCGCGUGUGAGCACACGCGCAGACAUAUUCCUGCUGCGGGCCUUCCCACUUGCCAUGUUCAGCAAAACAGGCAAGGCAGUGCCAGAGCUGCUGCUGCGGCAUUUGAAGAAGGAAGAAAUUGACUGGGAAGGGGUGACUGAGCAACUGCUUGGACAGGAGAAGGGGUCGGGAAGUGCAGCUUGGAAGCCUUGGCUUGAAUGUGCCACUUGUGGUUUGAAGCCAGCAGUAGAUUUUGAAGAUUCAGAGUUGGAGAAGGGCCGAGAGAGGCAGUGCAGAGGCUGUGUGGCGAAGCAGGGGCAAGGCUUGUGUGAGAAAUGUCAGAAGCCUAUGGAAGUGGGCGUGAGAGGCAAGACAUGUAGCAGGUGUGCAGGCAGCUGUGAAGCUUGUGGGGUCGGUCUGGCAGCCGGUGGCAUGGGAAAGCGUUGCCAAGAUUGCGCUCGGAAAGUGCAGUGCGAGUGUUGCAAGGAGUGGAUGCGAGGCCGUCGUACAGUACGGCAGUUGUGCGAGAAUUGCCAAGAUGCAAUGGAAUGUGGGAGGUGCACAAGAAUGAAGCGCAAAUCGCAGUUCGCCGAAUGCGAGCGGAGGACACCAUCGGCAAUAAAGAAGAAGCAGAAGAGGAGAUGCAAUGCCUGCAUAGCAGAGGAAACGGAAAUCUAUACGGAAAUGAGGAGGAAGAGUUGGAAGUGA